Molecule: messenger RNA, 786 nt
Organism: Symbiodinium sp. CCMP2592
Lineage: Eukaryota; Dinophyceae; Suessiales; Symbiodiniaceae
Source: the annotation of a GenBank genome assembly
AUGGUCAAACUGGGCCCCGACUUUGGCAAGAAGAUGUUUGACCUGAUGCAGAGUGCCUUUGACCGACUGCCCCUGGCGUGUCUCAUCGCCAACAGGGCGCUGGUGUUGCACGGAGGCAUAGGUGAUGGGAUGUGGGGCCUCAGCGACAUCUGGAAUGUGGCGAGGCCUCUUCCUUCCGAGAGGAUCCUCUCGAAGGAAAACAGCUGGCUUUUCAACAUUUUGUGGUCAGAUCCGAUUGAAGACGGGGCCAAAGCAGACCCGAACACUUUCGGUGUGCAUCCAUCUCCCCGCGGCGGCAUUACCGCCCAAUUUGCGUGGAACAUCACGAAGACAUUCUGUGCCAGAAACGGCCUCGGACUCAUCAUCCGCAGCCACCAGUCCAAAAAGGGAAGCCGUGGUUUCGAUGUGAUGCAUAGCAGCAUGUUGAUGCGCGUCUUCUCUGCAAGAGACUAUGAGGGACAUGGCAACGACGGAGCCGUGCUACUCAUCACGAAGGGCAAAGCAUCCGAGACCAAGGGCAAGGCAUCCGAUUCUGGCAAUGCCGAAGGCAAUGCCGAGGAGUUGCUGAUUGUGAGGCCCCAGGUCCUCAGGUCCGUCAAGAAGCAGCGGGUAGAGGCGAGAAAACAUGCCAACGAGGGCGACUCGAGCGAGGAGUCCGCGAGGCCCAUGGGUAAGACUUCAAGCGGCAAAGGCGACCAAGGAUAUUCCAAAAAAGACUCAACCUCACCAAAGGGAGGUUCGGCGAAGCGCUCAACCACACCCCGAAACCGUGCCCAGUCCUCAUAG